Messenger RNA from Lytechinus variegatus (green sea urchin), 3763 nucleotides. RefSeq names its product signal peptide peptidase-like 2B. The coding region runs from base 56 to 1597 and encodes 513 amino acids. NCBI's taxonomy places the organism in Eukaryota, Metazoa, Echinodermata, Echinoidea, Temnopleuroida, Toxopneustidae. Gene Ontology annotation, cellular component: Golgi-associated vesicle membrane; lumenal side of endoplasmic reticulum membrane; cytoplasmic side of endoplasmic reticulum membrane. The record is from RefSeq and is a predicted model, not a curated record. Gene Ontology annotation, molecular function: aspartic endopeptidase activity, intramembrane cleaving. Gene Ontology annotation, biological process: membrane protein proteolysis. The transcript is spliced from 14 exons.
CGGACCAUUCCAGUGCAUAACAACAACUACAGCAAAAAAAUCAGAACAGGAAGAGAUGGCGUCGUUACAAAAAUUACAGUUUAUUAUUCUUUUGGCUGUUUUACAAAAGAUUGAAGCAUAUUAUGGCAUUGUUUCUGUGCAGUAUGACAAUGGCCAAGGUAGUAGAGAAUACUGCAUUAUGUAUGAUUCAUCACAAUACGAACUACCUACGAAGCUUGAGCAAGCAGCAUACAAGCCCUUGGCGGAUUUGACGCCAUCUGUCCUUUGCAGUGACACCAAGUUAUCUUCGUUGGAAGGUCAUGUAGCUGCCGUCAUGAGAGGCAAUUGUACCUUCACAGAGAAGGGUUUGCAUGCACAGCAGGCAAAGGCUGAAGGGGUUUUGGUUGUCAGUGAAACAGGAGUGACAACCCCAUCUUUUAAUGAAUCCAUUCAAAUUGACAUACCCAUCGUUCUUCUGGAUAAGAAAGACUUCCAAGAUCUAUUGAUUCAAGGAUCAAGUCCAGAGGUAGCCUUGUACAGUCCCCAACCACCGCAGUGGGAUUAUAACAUGAUAGUGAUUUGGCUAAUGGCUACGGGUACUCUGGCAAUCGGAGGCUUUUGGGCAGGACUCAUGGGUUAUAAGCAACACAAACGAGAAAAGAGACAUGAGAGGAGGGAUGGCCAAGGUCGCUACCAGAAUGUUAACAAUGGAGAAUCCAGUGAAUCUGAUGAGGAGGAAAGUGAAGAGACAGAAGCUGUCACAAUCACCCCUCCUAUUGUUAUCUGUUGGGUCCUCAUGAUCAUGGUCUUACUGCUUCUUUUAUUCUUCUUCUACAGCCCAGUUGUAUACGUUGUGAUUGCGCUAUACUGCAUAGGUGCUUGGUCAGGCAUGCAUACUACAUUGCUUCCUGUGGUUGAUUUCGCUAUUCCUUGUAAGGAAAGGCUGCCUCUGAUUCCUGUGUUCCAGAAGCGUCCCACAGUCACAAGUGCCAUAUUGUGGCUAGGUUGUGGAGCAUUUGUCCUUACCUGGUUCUUCUAUCGUAAGGAAUCAUUUGCCUGGAUCUUGCUUGAUAUCUUGGGCAUAUGUUUCUGUAUCAGUGUGUUGAAGGUGGUUCGGCUACCAAACUUCAAAACAUGUGUCCUUCUUCUGUCACUGCUGUUUGUUUAUGACGUCUUCUUUGUUUUCAUCACACCUCAUUUUACAAAGACUGGUGAGAGUGUGAUGGUCAAAGUAGCUACAGGUGGCGAGUCAGCUUCAGAGCAGAUUCCUGUCCUGCUGACUGUGCCACGGCUCUGCCAUUCGGUAUUCUCUGUGUGCAAUGUUUACUCUAUGCUGGGCUUUGGAGACAUUCUAGUACCAGGUCUGCUUGUUGGUUUCUGCCACACCUAUGACUUGAAAGUUAAAUCUCCAAGGAUAUAUUACAUCACAUCUGUUAUUGCAUAUGGUGUUGGACUGAUAAUCACCUUCGUCGCACUCACCCUCAUGCAGACAGGACAGCCUGCUCUCCUCUACUUGGUACCCUGCACCGUCCUGUCUACCCUGGCUGUAGCAGUGUGUCGUAAGGAGGUCUCCGAGCUAUGGAACGGUGGUCCGGUGAAUAACCAUCACAUAUUGUGAAUGACGGGGAAGGUCGGGAAGGAGAAAAAUGACUAGGACAGUAAGAGUGAGACAAGAGACAGAGUCACACCCACCAUCAUCAGUAACGCUACAGUCAACAGAUGGAGAGCAGGUGAAUGAAGCACUUUCAGAGGACACUCCAUCCCCACCUAAUCCUCAAAGCCAGGAUCAUGUAGAAAAGUGAAUUAUAUAGGGCGACAACAGCAGCGCAUCAAAAAUGCAUCUUGGCCUGCGUAGUAUGCCCGUAGGCUUAUGUACAAAUCUUUCUGUGCAAUAUCAUGCCUAUCGCACGAUAUAAUGAGUAGAAUAAUUAUAUUGAAUGCUUUCUCCUCUGGAUAGUUUGAAUAUUUCAUUUGAUAGUGCCAGUGUUGCACUCACCUUUGAUUCAUGCAAAAUUGGCCAUAACUUGUGGAAAAUUUAUGAUAUUGCAUUUCUAGCCAUCGAAUAUGAUACAAUUAUUGUAUACCAUACAUAUGGAAAAGAAUGCUGAAUUAUCUGUUUUCUAGUCAUUUGUGUUAAGAAGAGUUCGGAAAUUUGGAUCUUGAGAUAUUAACCAGUUUGCUACUUUAACCGAAUGGUCACUAUUCAAAGCAUUUAGGAUUUAGAUGUCUCAGUAUUCAAUUGACUAAAUGUUAAUAGAAGACUGUCAAUCUGAAGUCACGAGAAGGGUAAUGUAAAGGAAACAAAAGUUAAUGAAAAUAUCCGACUUUGAUUCUCUCGUUGGAGAUUAUAUUUAUCCAUGUCUAAUACCAUUUUAGAUUACCUUGCUUUUGUCUUAAUGUUGGAAGUUGGUACAUGUUUGUAUCUUGCAGGGCAUAGCUGUUUAUAUAGUUGUUCUCUGCAUGUAGAUCAUUUUAAAACUCUUAAAACUAUGUUUUUAUUAAUUAGAACAGUAUGAUUUAUGUAAAACACACAAGAUAAAAUAAGGUUUUAUUGUGAAGGUAUGGUAUAUAUUUUUUUAAAUUUUUAGUCAACAACACAAUUUUCAUGCCCAUCAUGCCCAUGUUUUGAAUAAAAAAUGAAAGUUUUUAAUUUAAUUCUCCUUAUAAUUCAAAAUUAUAUAAUGUUCAUAAUUUCUAAUCCUGUUAAAAUAUACACAUACAAUAAGGGAGCCCUGUCUAAAAGUUUAUUUACUGCUAGUUUGAUUGGUUUUCUAUAAGUGGGCAUUACACAAAAACAGAUUUGCAUGGUUUUAUAUCUGUGCACAAUAUAGAUGUUUUCUGCAGUCAUGUUUGGGUUGUUUGUCUUUUUUUUUUCAUGAUAUAAAGAAUUGAUUUAUAGCUCAACUUCAAACUUGCUGCAAGUAUACUUGUUAAAGAGAUUAUGAUAUGUUUAGAUUUGGGAGUCAAGAUAUAAAAAGUCAAAGGUCAUUUAUCUGAAAAGAAUUUCUCAUGAUGACCUAAGAACUAUUUGAAAGAUUGUGACUUCAAACUUGAUUCAAGUGUGUAAGUGAUGACUAUCUGUUUAGAUUCAUGAUCAUGAAUAUAAAUGUCAAAAAGUCACAGAUGACUAUUAGUAUCCCUAAAUAAGACCCCAAAAUAACCAAUCUGGAAUGAAAUUAUGGAAAUGGUUUUUCAACAGAUUUGAGUAGAUAUGGGGUAGGGAAAGUGUGUUUUUUUCAAGGUCAAAGGUCAAUGACCUUUUCCUGUAAACUGUUUAAUGGUAUCUCUGAGAUGAAAAGGAGCAUGUUGGUGAUCAUGGUGUAAAAAUGCACAGAUUCUUACAAGAAGAUCAAGUAUGAUAAAAUUGAAGUACAUAGAAUGCACAUUUACCCAUAAAAUUCAAGGUCAAAGCCUUUCAAAUGUCAAUGACCCUUUUUUACAUUAUGUGCCAUACUGUAUUAUGGUAUUCAACCACCCCUGUUUCUAUGCAUAUAUUCAUAAUAUCAUUGCAUUGGUUUGGUAGAAACAUACAAUUUUAUGUUUAUACAUGUAUGUUUUAUUUGUGUAUUGUAUAUAAUAUAUGUCAUGAUACAGUAUUUAUUUGUUUUAACAAAUUUGCAGAUACAGAUUGAUAUGUAAAUAUUCAGUAUGUAAUUUGAAUGUUAUGUACUCUUGAAUUCAUAUCAUUUGUUUAUUUUAUCUCAUGUUGAUUUUAGAUAAAUUCUAAAGGAUGUGAUAAUUUAUGUUGAUGAAUAGCAUAAUAAGAUUAUUACAGUCACUUUGA